Anoplopoma fimbria (sablefish) is the source of this 517-nucleotide messenger RNA. It is a transcript of the gene romo1, whose product is annotated as reactive oxygen species modulator 1. The record is from RefSeq and is a predicted model, not a curated record. Lineage: Eukaryota; Metazoa; Chordata; Actinopteri; Perciformes; Anoplopomatidae. The coding region runs from base 120 to 359 and encodes 79 amino acids. The transcript is spliced from 3 exons. Gene Ontology annotation, biological process: protein insertion into mitochondrial inner membrane; protein import into mitochondrial matrix. Gene Ontology annotation, cellular component: TIM23 mitochondrial import inner membrane translocase complex.
CUUCCUCUAUCCGGUUAUGGACGCCUGCUACAGAGACAUUUAAAGCAGCUGCGCUCUAACACACGACCAUCCUCCCGCUCAGGACCCGAACCAGACGAGUUUAUCCUCAGACUUCAAAGAUGCCCGUGGCUGUAGGUCCAUAUGGCCAGACGCAGCCCAGCUGUUUUGACCGGGUCAAGAUGGGCUUCAUGAUGGGGUUCACAGUGGGGUUGGCUGCAGGCGCCAUGUUUGGCACUUUCUCCUGUCUCAGGAUCGGCAUGCGUGGCAGGGAGCUGAUGGGAGGAGUGGGGAAGACCAUGAUGCAGAGCGGAGGGACGUUCGGCACCUUCAUGUCCAUCGGUAUGGGCAUCCGCUGCUGAGGACGACGACCAGGAACAACCUCCUCCACAUCCACGCUAUUACACAGCUAUGGGACUUUUCCAGUUACUAUAACUACAGCUCUCUGCCAUCUCCAUGCUGUCUCACUCUCCAACAACCGUCUAGUUUUGUCAAUAAAUGUUCAGAUUCGUCAAAUGGU